UGGCCUCGUUGAUUACUCUCCGACAGUAGAAUUCGAAGAGAGAGAGAGAGGACUAAUUCAACUAUUUUCAGUGAUUCACGGUCGCACCUGCUUGUAGUUAUAGUGAGAGAAAGAGAGAGAGAGAAAGAGAAGAAUACCAGAACAGAAAACCGCGCAAAAACUAAUGGCGAGUUUUAGGGUUUUGUGAACCUACUGCGAUGGAAAUGCCUGCUAGAAGAUCCAACUACACGCUCCUCAGCCAAAUUCCUGACGACCAGUUCUCCGGCGCCUCCGCACCGUCCUCCUCCGGCGACGGAAAGACAGGCCGCGCCGGCAAGUCGGACCGCGUCUUCGACUGGGACCUCGUCUCCGAUCACAGGGCGGCUCAGCAGGGGGCCAACCGGAUCGGAAACCUGUACUCCUCGAUCGGCCUGCAGAGGCAGUCCAGCGGGAGCAGCUACGGCGAAAGCUCUCUAUCCGGCGGCGGCGACUUCUAUGCUCCGACGCUUUCCACGGCGGCGGCCAGUGACGCUGACGCCUUUGGCUACCUCCACGACGAUAGGAGCAAGUUUUCUGAGGCCCCGGCGAGGAUCGCGGGCUCCUCCGGGAAGAGCUGGGCGCAGCAGACGGAGGAAAGCUACCAGCUGCAGCUCGCGCUCGCGCUGCGUCUCUCGUCGGACGCCACGUGCGCGGAUGAUCCCAAUUUCCUCGAUCCGAUGCCUGACGAUGGGGCCUUGCGGCUCUCGUCAUCGGUGGACGCGGUUUCGCAUAGGUUUUGGGUGAAUGGCUGCCUGUCAUAUUCUGACAAAAUUCCAGAUGGCUUUUACUUAAUUCACGGGAUGGAUUCUUUUGUCUGGACUGUAUGCACUGAUCUGCAUGAAAAUGGCCGAAUUCCUUCAGUUGAUAUGCUGAAGUCUGUGAAUCCCUGCAUUGUUUCUUCACUUGAAGUAGUUUUGGUAGAUCAACGCAGUGACCCCAGCUUAAGAGAUUUGCAAAAUAGAGCUCAUAAUAUUUCUUGUAGCAGCAUAACAACAUCAGAUGUUGUAGAUCAGCUCUCCAAGCUGGUUUGCAACCGUAUGGGGGGAUCAGCUUCUGUUGGGGAAGAUAACCUUGUUUCCAUCUGGAGGGAUUGCAGUAAUGAUCUUAAAGAUUGUUUGGGAUCUGUUGUUAUUCCUAUAGGUAGUCUAUCUGUCGGCCUCUGCAGGCAUCGUGCUAUAUUGUUCAAAGUACUAGCUGAUGCCAUCGAUUUGCCAUGUCGAAUUGCAAAGGGCUGUAAAUAUUGCAAAAGGGAUGAUGCUUCAUCUUGUCUUGUACGAUUUGGGCUGGACAGGGAAUAUCUUGUUGAUUUAAUUGGAAAGCCAGGACACUUAUCUGAGCCUGAUUCCUUGCUCAAUGGUCCAUCUUCCAUCUCAUUUUCUUCACCCUUGCGCUUUCCACGACUUAAACCAGCUGAACCUACCAUUGAUUUCAGGUCACUGGCCAAACAGUAUUUCUCGGACUGUCUGUCUCUUGAGCUCGUCUUUGACAACAGUUCAGCAGAGCAGUUUGAUGGGAAGUACAAAGACAGGAAUAACCCGAGGCCAAUUUCAACAGACAGCAACAGAAGUUCCCACCUUCCUCUCCAUCCCCAAGAUUCUCAUCCCAGCACACGUGAACAGUUUUCUGAAACAUAUGUACCAGGUAAUGCUCCUCAGAACAUUGUAGACUCAACCGUGGGAAAGUAUCCACCGCCAGUAAAGCAUAAGCGUCCUGUUGGUAUGCCAACCCCCUUAGCACUUACAAAUACUAAUGACGACAUGAUUGAGGGCAAGAGGUUUGUUGAAGGAAGUCAACUAAUUCCUAGCAAACCUACUCGAGAGCUUACACUUGACAUGGAGGAUUUGGACAUCCCAUGGAGUGAUCUUGUUUUAAGAGAGAAAAUUGGGUCAGGUUCUUUUGGAACUGUACAUCGUGCUGAGUGGAAUGGCUCGGAUGUUGCUGUGAAAAUUUUGAUGGAACAGGAUUUUCAUGCUGAGCGCUUCCAGGAGUUCCUGAGGGAGGUUACAAUAAUGAAACGUUUGCGGCAUCCGAACAUUGUUUUGUUUAUGGGAGCAGUCACUCAGCCCCCUAACUUAUCAAUUGUCACGGAAUAUUUAUCAAGGGGUAGCUUAUAUAGGCUGUUGCAUAGAUCUGGUGCCAAAGAGGUGUUGGAUGAGAGGCGUAGGCUUAGUAUGGCUUAUGAUGUGGCAAAGGGGAUGAAUUAUCUUCAUAAACGAAACCCCCCCAUCGUUCAUAGAGAUCUGAAAUCUCCAAACCUUCUCGUUGACAAGAAAUAUACAGUGAAGGUAUGUGAUUUCGGGCUUUCCCGUCUGAAGGCCAAUACAUUUCUCUCAUCCAAGUCUGCUGCUGGGACUCCUGAGUGGAUGGCUCCAGAGGUUCUUCGUGAUGAGCCAUCAAAUGAGAAGUCAGAUAUUUACAGCUUUGGUGUAAUCUUAUGGGAGCUUGCAACAUUGCAACAGCCAUGGGUUAAUUUAAAUCCAGCACAGGUUGUGGCAGCUGUUGGUUUUAAGGGAAAAAGGCUUGAGAUCCCACGCGAUGUGAAUCCCCAAGUAGCUGCCCUAAUCGAGGCUUGCUGGGCCAACGAGCCUUGGAAACGACCUUCUUUUGCGAGUAUUAUGGAUUCUUUAAGACCAUUGCUGAAACCUCCUACACCUCAACCUGGUCGUCCGAACAUGUCAUUACUCAGCUGAAUGGUUGGAACACCAAGUUGCUUUUCAUGCACAUAUGACAGGAUUUUAUCGAUCUUGAUGUCUAACAAGAUUACACUAUUUUUAGUUGUCCUAGAGUCAAUUGUAUAUUUCUUUAAUUCAGGUUUAAGAAUACUGAUUUCCGACCCAGAGCAAGGAUACUCCAUCUUUAUUGUUCCGACAAAAUUGUUUGAUUAGGUGAUCAUGUAAUUUUACUGAGAAAUAUUUUAUUUUUCUCCUUCCAUAGUUUUGUAUGUAAAAAAAAAAAAAAUUCCCAUUGUAAUUACAUUCAGUUAAAUGAUAAGCAGCUUUCCCAGCGGUGUUCUA
Molecule: messenger RNA, 3032 nt
Organism: Vigna radiata var. radiata (mung bean)
Lineage: Eukaryota; Viridiplantae; Streptophyta; Magnoliopsida; Fabales; Fabaceae
Product: serine/threonine-protein kinase CTR1
Exons: 16
Coding region: 198-2708 (836 amino acids)
Biological process (GO): protein phosphorylation
Molecular function (GO): ATP binding; protein kinase activity
Source: RefSeq, a predicted model, not a curated record